This is a messenger RNA of Prionailurus viverrinus (fishing cat), 1257 nucleotides long. RefSeq lists its product as uncharacterized. Gene Ontology annotation, biological process: synapse organization. Gene Ontology annotation, cellular component: presynaptic active zone. The transcript is spliced from 5 exons. The coding region runs from base 120 to 542 and encodes 140 amino acids. Lineage: Eukaryota; Metazoa; Chordata; Mammalia; Carnivora; Felidae. The record is from RefSeq and is a predicted model, not a curated record.
UUCAACUGAAGUACAACUGAGUGUGCCAGUCAUGAUCCUUAUUACGAGUUCUGAGAAGGAGACUGAUUGAGGCAGACGGAAAGAGAAACCAACGGACAAGUCCGGGGGCUGAAGGGGAAAUGGCCUCUAGCGAGGGCUCACUUUUAUUUUUCAGUUGUCUGAUCACUGGGAUGUGGUCUCAACCUGCCUCCUUCAUCCACUUAACUCAGCUCUGGGACACGCUGAACCCACAUGCGACCUGCUCUGCAGUGGAAAGUCCCAGAGAGAUAUGCCCGCACCACUCCUCUGGGCCCCCAUCCCGGGCAUCACAGCGCGUCCGCUGCUUGCGAACACAUUCUUGGAACCACCACCUGGAUGAAGAAAUGGAACCUUACCGUGCUUCCUACCUCCUACUGACUCCCACUGAACGUCCCCCAAAGGAGUGUGCAGCUCUCGCUGCAGAGCUCCACACCUGCAGGGAGCAGCUCAUGCAGAGAGAGGAGGAGAUCGCCAACCUGAAGGCGGAGAGAAACAACACCAGGCCAAUGCUGGAACAUUUGUAGUUCCUCGUCUCCAGGCACGAGAGAUCUCUUCGGAAAACAGUGGUGAGGCGACAGGCGAAGACUCAAGCCGGCGAGUCCAUUGAGGCGGAGGUACUCAAGGUCCUGAACUCCAUAUUGGAGAAGGACAAAACGGAGGAUGAAACGAUGUGCCUAACCACGGCAGUUCUCGACUUGUGCACAUGCUGUGUGUUAUCAGGCAUACAUUGCGUGUUUGUGUCUGGAGUUUCCUUUUAAGCUCCUUGAAUUCUUGUAAGAAGACGGGUCUGUUUGGUGAAAAAGCUGUGGUUGCUGGAAAUGUUGUCUGUUUCGAUUGGAUAGUACAAAUUGCAUAAUGUAAUUUAAUUCAGGGAAUAUUUGUCUCCAAUGUAAAACUGAAAGUGGUUAAGAAGCAAGUUUGUCAACACGAGCAUCCGUGAAAAACCUUACCACCAUUCUAUCAUGUUAUUUGAGGCACAGGGGAUCUUAGGGUAACUGUAUAGUAAGGACUAAUGAAACACCUCUGCGUACAAACUCAAUCCCAUUGUUUCCAGGUGAGAGAGCAGUUACGUGUGGCACUGGAGGGGUGUAGUUUCGUAGAAGAAUUAGGGGCCAUACCCAGAGUUCAGCUGCAGACAUCAUCCCAGGAUUUGAUUGGAGGGGGUGUCCUUUUUAUCCAUUGUUGUUUUUUUUUUUAAUUUUUUUUUCAACGUUUAUUUAUUUUUGGGACAGAGAGAGA